Haemonchus placei is the source of this 237-nucleotide messenger RNA. The record is from the annotation of a GenBank genome assembly. NCBI's taxonomy places the organism in Eukaryota, Metazoa, Nematoda, Chromadorea, Rhabditida, Trichostrongylidae.
AUGAGCGCAGAGUGUGGGUUCUCCCUUUACGCAGAGCACCUUGGAGGGAAGCUUGGCGGAACAAGGUCUCCUGUUUGUGAUUUGUUGUACGAACGAGCGAGACCAGCCUGGCAGAAAUUGACAGCACAUGAGAAGCAGAUUUGGACCAAUCGUGCAAUGGAGUUGGCUCGGCUAGACCCCAGAAGGAGAUGCUUUGACGUGCAAAACAAUAUGCCUAGAAAUGGGGAAUAUGUGUGA